Messenger RNA from Diplodia corticola, 5985 nucleotides. Its product is annotated as conserved leucine-rich repeat protein. The transcript has 2 exons. NCBI's taxonomy places the organism in Eukaryota, Fungi, Ascomycota, Dothideomycetes, Botryosphaeriales, Botryosphaeriaceae. The record is from RefSeq and is a predicted model, not a curated record. Bases 1 to 5985 code for a protein of 1994 amino acids. Gene Ontology annotation, molecular function: protein binding.
AUGUCGUCGCAGCCAUGGCUGGACGAUCUGUCCGAGGACUGGGAUGACCGCCCGCCCAUUUUCUCGCCGCCGCCCAACCUCGAGACCCCGAUCAAGAUCCCCGCCAGCCGCGUCCCGCGCCUACCGAGCUCGCCUGCCCUGGCAGAGGUCCUGAACAGCGACAUCCCCGCCGCGCCCCCCUCGCCGAGCCCCAGCAGACCCCUCCCCGGCAAGCGCAAAAUCGCCCUUGCUGAGCGCACAAACAGCGACAACAACAUCCUCAACAACGUUGCCGACCCCCCCGCUCGCUCCGUCUCUGCCGAGUCAACCGGUUCCGUGGUCCAGCACAGCGCCGCCGAAAUAAAGCCACCGACCUCCCGCUCCAUCUCCGCAGAGUCGACAGGCUCCGUGGUCCAGCACAGCACCGUCGAAAUAAAACCGUCGAGCGCUGCCCCUGCACGCCAGAAGAAGCUCCAGGAUACGCCCGAGUGGAGGAGGAGGCUGUUGAACGGCAAGAUGGGAUACGGCGACCAGAAGGACCUGUUUAGUCCAAUGGGCCUGGAGAAUAUGUUCCAGCCGCCCACACUGGCCCGCUCAUCGCCAAUUUCGAAGAGGAGAGCCGGUAUCUCCGCCAUCAAAGACAGCUUCGCAAUGCCUUCAAGUCCGCCGCCGUGGCCAUCACAGCUGUCCCGAUCCCGAAGUUCGCCUGCAAGAGACAGCCUGCGUUGGAACCUGAACAACAAUUCGAUGAACCCCGAUGCUGGUUAUGGCUCCGGGUCGGAGGAGCACGUGUCCGAUGAAGACAGUGACGUUUCGUGGGAGGGUGAGCAUGACGAUGGGUCCGAGAAUGAAGAAGAUGAUGAUGUGUCGGAGACCGGUUCGGAAGUGCGCCAUCCUCCUGCCGAGAAAGAUGCUGCAGAGCACAUUCCAGAAGCCGGGCCAUUUCGUCAUCAAAAACACGACAGCCAGGAUGCAUCUCUCCCGGACAUGAAGACGCAGGAUGACACGUCCAAACUUGGUCGUGACUCCGCAUUCGGCCGUCUUCCCGCACUCAACGUUUCUUCGGCACAGAAGUCGCGGGCCUUGAGUGGCCACACGGAGCUGACUGAUGACAGCUUCGGUCCUGUCUACAUCACCAAGCACAGAACCGAAGACGGCAAUGUCCAGUACGCCGCCGUUGAUCUAUCCAAGUCAGAGCUGGAGAAGAUGCGCAAUCAGCCUGCCGAGCAGCAGCCACCACAACAGCCGAAUUUCGACGAAAGCCUGCACAGCUACGGUUCCAUGGGCUCGCAACCGAUGCCCGCCGAUCUACCAACCGGCACUCCUGAACAGGUCACUGCCGGUGAUUACGUCAAUAUGAAACGGGGAGAGUUCUCAGCCGACGGACUGUUCAAGGCGCACCCACCGAGUCCCUCGCCGCAGGAGCGAAAAAAUUCAGAUUAUGGCUCAUUUCCAAGCAACUCGAGUGGAUCGGGGAAAAGACCUCAUAGCCGGUUGCGAUAUCAGUUCAUGCCUCGUCACUCCAGCCCUCCCAUGUCACCGAGCACACCAGCCCGUCGUCCCAACUCCUCCUACCUAUAUCCGGAAAGGCCACAAUCCUCGAGCAGUCCUCUGAAACUGUUCGGCGAUCACGACACAUUCACCGCCAACAAGCUCCAGCGCCGGAUGAGCCAGUUGGAAGACACUCUUUUCCAGGAGGAGCAUGCGGCAGAAAGCAGGAGACAAAGUGGAGGCGGCGCUGUAAGGCGCAUUGAUCAUCGACUGCCUUCGGUCGAGGAAGCCAGCUUCCAGAAAUCGGGCGCUCUUCACGAUGAAAUCGAUGAACUCGGAUCGGACUCGGAGGAAGAGGGUGGACAGCUGGCAUUUGGCGAGUCCGCAAGCAGCUACUUCGGCCGCGGCGACCUUGACGAUUAUCCUUUCCCGGAAUCAUUCGGCAACUCGCAGCAAUCAUCCCAGGAGCCGGCGUAUGAAGACGAUGAUCGAUCAGGCUCUCCGCCGCCUGGAUCUGCCCCUCGAUUCCAAUUCAGUCUGAACGAUGGAAUACCGCGGCAGAGCAUCCACUCUAAGCGAAAGCUCUCCAGACAUAGCGUCAAGAGCUGGACUACGACCGUUUCGAACAGAGAUUCCAUUCAGAUACCCAAAUCGCCCAGACUCGGGCUCAGAAGAGCACUGGCUGCCCGUGGCGACCUUGAGCAAGCAGAGGGCAAGAGAGCUCCCCCUUCUCCUUUCAAGAAUCCCAGCGCGAAACGACGUCGGACCUUGCUCCCCAUGGACGUGGAAGAUCAUGAGGAUGUCCCUCAUUCUGAGGAAAGAAGCCGCGAGAGAUCGCGUCCCGGGUAUGGGAGGAGAAGCCAGGAGCCACGCCCCGACAGACAGUUACACUCUGCAAACCCCGACCUUCAUCCGAGGAGGCAAUUCCUUCGCCCACGCAACCCAACACCCAGCCAACGCAGGCGUGAACAAAUACAAGCCGAUAUUCUCGAAGCAACAGAGGCCUACCUGGAUAGUUCUCCCAAGCAGCUCCAAGUCAUCCAGGAGCACCUCGAAAGCCCAGAUACUCAUGGCCAUCCCUCGUAUGCCGAAGAUGAAAGGGCUGUCGCUACUCAGAUCGCAGCUUUCUCAGUCAAGCUGCGGCAAAGCAUGAAAGACGAAGACCGUAAGAAGUCCGUCACGACGCAGGAUUUUCUCGAUGAAGCUCGAUUCAUCAUGGACCACAUUCGGGCCAAGGGCAGGCCCAAUAGCGCACUGCAAAGUUUGGCGGAAUCUGGAGACGAAAGUCCGGCCCGUGAGGACGUCAAUUGGGAUUUUCUUGCGGUUCCCGACUCCCCCUUAACGUUUUCAAGGCCUCCGAGCCGCGAAGGCUUCAAAGGCGGCUGGCGACACCCCGGUGCUUUCACGGAGAAUCCGCGUAUCGCAAGCCAUCUUCGCAAGUUCAAGGAAGAUGACGGUGAUGACUUCAUGGCCUCAAGUGUCCGUUCACUCAACGUCAAGCACCUAGAGGAUAGGACUCAGGAAGAAAGCGACUUCUUCCAAGGCCAGUCGCCCGACAUUCGCAUAUUGACAAACCACCUCACCCAGCGUCGUCGCCAACGGGGACAGUCGAAUGCCACCCGCCCAGACUCGAGGGAGUCCAGCGGUCAUGACGAUGAUUCUGGUCAGUCACGUCCUUCGACAAUGGAGUCGUCGUUUGGUAAGACAAACCUGACUACUUUCUCUCGUCGGUCUGACAAUGUAGCCACGCUCCCUCCGGAAGCUGUCGCGCAUCUCAUCCCGCAAGAGAUCGCUGGCAUGAGCUUCGACCGCGACAAAGGCAUCUGGAUCAGGAGUCGGAAUGCUGGAGGACCAACGGCUUCGGCGAAUGUCAGCCACAUGGCUAGCGAGGAGGACCCGCUAGGGAACAUUCCUGAUUUGACUGUCGACGAAGUCCAAGAGCGGAGAAGCAUUGGUCGAAAGCCACGGCCUUUGGAUGACCUCAAGCGCCCACGUGAAGAAGACGAUGUCUUCUUUGACAAGUCUGCUGCAUCUGCCAGCCCCAGCCAGCCAGUUGAACCUUCAUCGGACACAGCCAGACCCAGGACGCGUGAUGGAGCCGAGAUUCCGCCUUCGGAUACAAACAGCGCUCCCUCCAAGUUUUCGAGUCAUUUCUCCUCAAGCGUGACUCAGGCUGAAACCCGUGCAACCUCGAUGAGCGAGAGGCAUGCGAACUAUAUCCCCAAGCACAUUCGCCGUGAGGAGACGAUCAUGGAAAUUCCGUCUCCCCAGCAUGACGAGGAUUCGGAGCACGACUUCAAGUCUUUCGACGAUGAAGCUCCGCCGAAGACCAGUGGUUACUCGUUUGAAAGACACAGAGAAGAGGCUGGUGGAAAAUUCUCCAGGAUCGAUUCUCCUGCUCCGAACUCACUAUCUCGGCUUCGUUACUUCGAUGAUGAUGAAGCCCAGGAUUUACCCACUCCUCUAAAGAAUGAUUUCAUCACGCCCAGAUCCAGGCUCAAUGGAUAUCGCCGAGCCACGAAGCAGACCGUCACUGACUUCAGCCAAUCACCUUCUCCGGCUCGUGACAAUGAGAUGUCAAUUGUGAAGCACCCUGAAUCGGAGCAAAAAAGGAUGAAGUUCCAGGUCAGCGUCUCCCGAAACGGGCGUUCUCCGGCAGUCAUUCCUCAGUCUCCCGCCAAUCCAUACAGCAGCAACCCUGUUGGUCUCGCGGAUGUGACAUUCGUGCUGAGCGAGCUUCCUCCCUUCACAAUCAGUGGCGAGGAUGAGCAUGAGCUGCCCAACCGUACUCUUGUCAAGCGCAACGGCGGCGCUACAGUCAAUGUCCUCGAGGACAGGUACGCGCAAGGCACGAUGGAGCUGAUCAAAGCGCUUCAGGACAAUGAACCGGAAGAGCCCUUCUGGGAGGACCUACGCCGUCUGGAUUUGCAGCAAAAGGAUCUACCGACUCUGAACCGUCUCGAUGAGCUCUGCUAUCGCAUUGAGGCUUUGGACGUUUCCAACAACCACAUUGCCCAGCUGGCGGGUGCGCCGACCAGCCUGCGGCGGUUGAACAUUAGCAACAACUGCCUGAACAGCUUGACUAGUUGGAGCCAUCUUACGAACCUUCAGUACCUAGACGUGUCCGGGAAUGCCAUUGACAGCCUCAAGGGCUUCUCAAUGUUGAUUCACCUGAGAGAACUGAAGGUUGAUGACAAUGAGGUUGAUAGUCUCGAGGGAGUGUUGGAGCUGGAUGGCUUACUCAAGCUGAGUGCGAAGGGCAACAAGAUCAGAAGGGUGGACUUCCAGGGAGCGUAUCUUGAGCGCCUGACCGAGCUGGACUUGUCGGACAACGAGAUUAGCAGCAUUCGCUCCCUUGACACUCUGAAGUCCCUGGAGAUUCUCAACCUGGAUGAAAACGACCUCUCUACGUUUUCGUCUGGCCGUGUCUCCAGGGUCAAACGUCUAGGCCUGAGCCGUAACCGCUUGGCAAGACUCGAUGUGUCGUCGUUCCGCAGUUUGGAGACGCUCGGUGCCGACUCAAACAACCUUUCUUCCAUCAGCGGUAUUGCCAAGCUCAGAAAUCUCCGGGCCCUCUCGGUCCGAGACCAGCACCCCGCGUCUGGCGUCUUCGACACGGCCAGCUUCCUGGCCAAUACAGACAUCUCGGAGCUGUGCCUUUCGUCCAACACCAUCCCGACGCUUUCCUUCCCCGAGGACGAAGCCGGCAACACGGUGCCCCUCCUCAACCUCCAGCGUCUAGAGCUCGCGUCAUGCGGGCUGCACACGCUGCCGGACAAGUUCGGCGCGGCGGCCCCCAACAUCCGCAGCCUCAACCUCAACUUCAACGCGCUCAAGGAGCUCCGGCCACUGCUCAACAGCAAAAAGCUCGCGCGGCUCGACCUCGCGGGCAACCGCCUCAGCCGGCUCCGGCGCAACGUGCUCGUCCUCGGCAAAGUGCCGUCGCUGCGCCGCGUCGACCUGCGCAACAACGCCUUCAACGUCGGCUUCUACCCGCCGCCCAGCGCCGACCGCCGCGUCUCCCGCGCCGGCCUCGACCCGGACGACGCCGACGCCGACAACGACGCCGACAGCAGCGCCUCCGUCGUCGAGAACUCGCUGCUCGAGCAGGAGGCGGACCAGCAGCGGCUGCCGCAGCACCUCGUCCUGCCCUCGGCCGACGAGGACCGCGACCGCGCGUACCUGUCGCGCCUGGACGCCGACACGGAGCUGCGGCGGCGCGUGUACGAGAUGCUCGUGGCGAGCGCGUGCGGAGCGGUCCGGUCGCUGGACGGGCUGCCGUUCAGGCGCGAGGAGUGCAUGCGGAGGGAUGGGGUUUGGGAGCGGUUGGUGGGGUUGGGGGUCGUGCGGAAGAAGGGGAAGGGCGUCGGGGUCGGGGUGGGGGCGUUGGAAGGAGGAGGCGCGCGGGAGGGCUUGGUGCUCGAGGAGAGGGAGAGGGAGCGGCCGAGGGGAAAGAGUGCGGCGAAGGUGAAGGGGGGGUUUAGUGUCGGUGUGAGGGAGGUGGGGAGGAUGUGA